Molecule: messenger RNA, 732 nt
Organism: Linnemannia hyalina
Lineage: Eukaryota; Fungi; Mortierellomycota; Mortierellomycetes; Mortierellales; Mortierellaceae
Source: the annotation of a GenBank genome assembly
AUGACUAUCACUUUGAAACUGUUUGAGCUGGUGGACGGCAAGACCCGCAAGAUCUCGUUCUCCCCUGCGGUGUGGAGGGCCAAGUUCGCACUCAACUACAAAAAGGUCACCUACGAGUCUGUUCAUGUCACCUUCCUCGAGAUCCCGACCGUCAUCACCGGAGCAUGCCCGAACGUGCCAGCUCCAACAGUGCCAACCCUCCAACUCGAGAACGGCCAAGGCUUACCAGACAGCUUCGCGAUCGCAGAAUACCUCGAAGAAAAGUACCCAGACCGACCCUCACUCUUUGGAGCCACCCAGUCGGAAAAGAAUCUCCAGCGAUUCUUUGAAUCCUAUGUCCAAUCCAAGGUCCACCCGUCAAUCCAACGCAUGGUCUUUCAGGACAUGUACCACAUGCAGGACGAGGAGAAUGCCCAUUACUUCCGGACGUCCCGCGAGAAGAGCUCUGGUCGACCUCAUGUCGAGAUUGCGGGAGAAAGGAAUGAGAACCUGAGGGAGCUGAAGGAGAAUUUGGGGUUGAUUCAUACGGCGCUCAAGCGAUCUGGUGGGUGGAUCCUGGGAUCUCAUCACGGCGUGGUGGCCCCUUCUGGAUGGGCGGACUUUGUGCUGGCGUCAAGCUUUGUCUGGUUCAGCUCGUGUUCUCCAAGGGACUUUAAGGAGGGCGUGUUAGAGGCCUUCCCGGAUCAGGUCAUUCCUGACUACUGGGCCAGAAUCCAGGAAUACGUCUACUAG